This is a messenger RNA of Manis javanica (Malayan pangolin), 905 nucleotides long. RefSeq names its product ribonuclease P/MRP subunit p25 like (gene RPP25L). Gene Ontology annotation, molecular function: RNA binding. The record is from RefSeq and is a predicted model, not a curated record. NCBI's taxonomy places the organism in Eukaryota, Metazoa, Chordata, Mammalia, Pholidota, Manidae. Gene Ontology annotation, cellular component: ribonuclease MRP complex. Gene Ontology annotation, biological process: tRNA 5'-leader removal.
GUGCGCGGCCCCGAGGCUUCGGCGCGCUCUCGGCCCGCGCGCCAUCUUGUCUUCAGGUAGAGUUUGAGUCGUGCGCGGCAGCGGCGUGGGCAGUGAAAUCCAGACACUCAGCAAACAGAAUGGAGCACUACCGGAAAGCUGGCUCUGUGGAACUCCCAGCACCCUCUCCGAUGCCCCAGCUUCCUCCUGAUACCUUGGAGAUGCGUGUCCGAGAUGGCAGCAAAAUCCGCAACCUGCUGGGGCUGGUGCUGGGUCGUUUGGAGGGCGGCAGUGCAAGGCAUGUGGUGUUCUCAGGUUCUGGCCGGGCUGCAGGGAAGGCUGUCAGCUGUGCUGAGAUUGUCAAGCGGCGGGUACCAGGCCUCCACCAGCUUACCAAGCUGCACUUCCUUCAGACAGAGGACAGCUGGGUGCCAGCCUCACCUGACACAGGCCUAGAUCCCCUCACGGUGCGCCGCCAUGUGCCUGCAGUGUGGGUACUGCUCAGCCGGGAUCCCUUGGACCCCAAUGAGUGUGGCUACCAGCCUCCAGGGGCACCCCCUGGCCUGGGCCCCACACCUAGCUCCAGCUGUGGUCCCCGACCCCGAAGAAGGGCCAGAGACAUGCGGUCCUGAGGACUGACUAAGCAACCUGUUCUUCAGGCAUGAAUGUCUAGAAUGACUGUGCCUUCUUUCAGAGGCCUCUGUAACUGCUCAGCAUCCCAGCAAGACUUGAAUCUAUUGCUUCUCCUUCUCUGGUGUGUGGAAAGGGACUGCUGUGAAGAGUGAUAAGUGUGGGGUAUCUGCCAGGUUCUGGAUUGCUUAAGAAAGGCUUACUCUGCCUUUCACUUCCAGUGCCUCUGAUCUGCCUUCUAACAGAGGUUCAGGGAGUGAGUUAGGAAAUAAAGGUUCUGCCCAUUUGUCUGAUGA